UGCCAGUCAUUCGCUGUCACCGCCAUGAAGCCUGAAGCAGCUCUUCUCCUGGUGUGCCUGUGGGCCGCAAACUGCCAAGUCCACGGCCUCGCCGCACCAAGCACCAAAGCUUCCUUUCAGCGCUCGACGGCCACUGUCAUCCGGGGAACUUCACGCUCGCCUCUGGGGUCGUCGCAUCUCCUGCAUGUUGACACCUUCGACCAACGCCACACCCUCCGUCUGCAGCCUGCCGCUGCACCCUUCGCUGACACAUUCAGGCUGCAGACUACUGCGAGGGACGAGGAGGGACGGCUCAUCUUUAAGGAUGUAUCCUACGACGAGGACCACGACGCUAGCGAGUUGUACCAAGACCCUGAGUCCGGGGGUGUGGUGCGGGUGAGCGAUACCAGGGUGGAGGGAAUCAUUUCAUCCACUCUUACUCUCACAGCUGAUGCUGACGGGCAGCACGAGGCGGUGCGUCAAGAGAUCGUGCCCGAAUUCAACGUCAACGAUGAGUUGGAGGUCCCAUCGGAGGAGCGUCUCUCCUUUGAAUCCUCCGCCACGACUCGAGCAGUGAGCAGCGUCACCGUGGAGAUGUACGUGAUCGUGGACAGCACCCUGGCGGCCAGUGUGGGCACGGACCAGAAGGUGAAGGACUACCUGGCUGUGUUCUGGAACGCCGUCAACAUGCGCUACGCCACUUUCAGUGACCCUAAGAUCCAGCUGGUCCUUGCCGGUGCCCUCAUCGUCCGUGAUGCUGCCGACGAGCCCUACGUUACUAGCAACAUUGCCUCAAGCAUUUACGUGAACGGCUAUGGGGCCCUUGAAGCAGUGAGUAAAUGGCUUUACCAGCAGAAGACCAAACUGCCGAACUACGAUAUGGCCUAUCUCAUGACCGGUAAAGACAUGUUUUCACCCGACGGGGGAUCGACCAGCUUGGCAGGCCUUGCAUACAGAGAGGCUGCCUGCGUGGUAGGCGGUACCAUGAUGUACAAAACGGGCAUGGGCGAGGACAACAGCUAUUACGGGGGCGUCAUGACCGCUGCUCACGAAGUAGCCCACAAUUUAGGCUCCCCUCAUGAUGGCUCGGAUGGGUCCGAGGCAUGCUCCUGGAACUUAGGUUAUAUCAUGAGUUACCUGACUGUAGACAGCAAAAAGUUGCUCUUCUCCUCCUGCUCCCAGGCGGCCAUGAAGAAAUACAUCUCGACCAGCUCCGCCUCUUGCCUGCAAAGCACACCGACCGGCGCAACGAUUCCUUUGUCGAACACGUUGCCGGGCCAGAUCCUCAGCCUCGACAAACAGUGCCAGAUCGCCACCAAUAAAACCGACGCCUACGCCUCCAAGUCUGUGAGUGAGGACUCCCUUUGCUACAAACUGGUGUGCCAGUGGAAGGUACAGGAAGGAUACACCACAUGGACCUAUACCCAGACAACGGGGGGACCUGCAGCCGAGGGUUCUCCUUGCAAGAGCGGCGGUGCAUGUAAAGACGGGUCAUGCCAGUAAGGGGACACACCGCCCGCCGCCUACUGGUGUAUUCAAAGACCGACGUUGACCAGGGAGUCAUGUACCUCUCAGAAUGUACUGUUAGGCAGCGUGAUUUAAUAAAGUUACUAUUGCAGCAAC
Messenger RNA from Eriocheir sinensis (Chinese mitten crab), 1602 nucleotides. RefSeq names its product venom metalloproteinase antarease TserMP_A-like. The record is from RefSeq and is a predicted model, not a curated record. The transcript has a single exon. Lineage: Eukaryota; Metazoa; Arthropoda; Malacostraca; Decapoda; Varunidae. Bases 25 to 1482 code for a protein of 485 amino acids. Gene Ontology annotation, molecular function: metalloendopeptidase activity. Gene Ontology annotation, biological process: proteolysis.